Colletes gigas is the source of this 8237-nucleotide messenger RNA. It is a transcript of the gene ck, whose product is annotated as myosin-VIIa. Gene Ontology annotation, cellular component: cytoskeleton; myosin complex. The transcript is spliced from 22 exons. The record is from RefSeq and is a predicted model, not a curated record. Bases 783 to 7115 code for a protein of 2110 amino acids. NCBI's taxonomy places the organism in Eukaryota, Metazoa, Arthropoda, Insecta, Hymenoptera, Colletidae. Gene Ontology annotation, molecular function: ATP binding; cytoskeletal motor activity; protein binding.
UCGAGGAAGAUUUCGCGAUGUUGCUGGAGACCAGAGGCGGGGAACAAGGUUGAAAAGACAAGACGCGUUGGUAACGUAUCCCCGGUUGGUAGAGUUGUGUUGUCGUCGACAGGUUGUACGGAGUGAAUGGUGGCGUGGGCUACAGGUACGUUUUCCACCUCUUCGCCGUUGUUGCAGUCGCUUCCACCUGGCACGCCCGAUUCGAACCGAAGCUCCCCGAGUGGACGCGUUAAUGUGCCGGUCACCGUGGCCCAUCCUCCGGAACGACUACUGUUGCUUUUCGUGUCCCAUUUCCUACCGUCGUGGUGCGGGAUCGUUCCUUUUUCUCACGUUUCUCGCUUCCGAGAGCGCCAACCUUCUCCGACGAUCAUCUAGUCACGUCGGACAUGAAAAGCGCGCCUUACGUCGCGUCCGAAGUGCAGUGCAGUGCCUCUUAAUGGAGUGUGCCGAUAUAUAGCCGCUUUCGUCGUGUUUCUCGUUACUCGCACAAGGCGGAGUGCCGACAACCACGACUUAAGAGAUGGUCAUCGUCACGCGGAUAUCCUCUACGGUAUUUUCGCAUUGGUGAAAAUGUGGGACGUGCGCAAGGCUCGAGCAAUGAUCGAUAACUAAAGCGCCACUAACGAGCGCAGGGAGAUUACAUAUGGAUCGAACCAAUCUCAGGGAGAGAAUUUGACGUUGCAAUAGGAGCACGAGUGAUUUCCGCCGAGGGCAGACGCAUUCAAGUGAAAGACGACGAUAACAAGGAACAAUGGCUGACCCCGGAAAGACGAAUCAAGGCGAUGCAUGCCACUUCUGUGCAAGGUGUAGAGGAUAUGAUCAGCUUAGGAGACCUCCAUGAAGCCGGCAUUUUACGGAAUCUCUUGAUCCGCUACAACGAGAAUCUUAUAUACACCUACACGGGCUCUAUCCUGGUUGCUGUGAAUCCGUAUCAAAUACUGCCCAUCUACACCGCGGAGCAAAUCAAACUGUACAAGGAUCGUAAAAUCGGAGAGCUGCCGCCUCACAUAUUCGCUAUCGGCGACAACAGUUAUGCGCACAUGAACCGAUACGGCCAAGACCAAUGCAUAGUGAUCAGCGGCGAAAGCGGAGCCGGCAAAACGGAAAGUACGAAAUUAAUUUUGCAAUAUUUGGCAGCGAUCAGCGGCAAACAUUCUUGGAUCGAACAGCAAAUAUUGGAAGCGAAUCCGAUUUUGGAAGCAUUCGGGAAUGCCAAGACGGUACGAAACGACAAUUCGUCUCGGUUUGGAAAGUACAUCGACAUUCACUUCAACGAACAGGGCGUGAUCGAGGGGGCCAAGAUAGAGCAAUAUCUGUUGGAAAAGUCGCGAAUAGUGUCGCAGAGUUUGGACGAGAGGAACUAUCACGUGUUCUACUGCAUGUUGGCCGGCCUCUCCAAAGAAGAGAAACAGAAGCUUGAGCUGGAGGACGCGUCGUCGUACAAAUAUCUAACGGGGGGUGGUAGCAUCACCUGCGAGGGUCGGGACGACGCGGCGGAAUUCGCAGACAUAAGAUCGGCCAUGAAAGUUUUGUUAUUCACCGACUCUGAAAUAUGGGAAGUCCUAAAGUUGCUCGCCGCCCUGCUACACACAGGGAACGUCAAGUACAGGGCGACGGUUGUAGACAAUUUGGACGCCACGGAGAUACCGGAACAGACGAACGUGCGGAGAGUGGCGCAUUUGUUGGGUGUACCGGUCCAGUCUUUGAUAGACGCCCUCACCCGCCGGACCAUAUUUGCUCACGGUGAGACGGUUGUUUCCACGUUGUCCAGGGAGCAGUCGGUGGACAUCCGGGACGCGUUCGUCAAGGGAAUAUACGGGCGACUGUUCGUCCACAUCGUGAAGAAGAUCAACGAGGCCAUCUACAGACCGAAGAACACCUCGCGAAGCGCCAUCGGUGUCCUGGACAUAUUCGGCUUCGAGAAUUUCAGUCACAACAGCUUCGAGCAAUUCUGCAUAAAUUACGCAAACGAGAAUCUUCAGCAGUUCUUCGUGCAGCACAUCUUCAAGCUGGAACAAGAAGAGUACAAUCACGAGGGCAUAAAUUGGCAGCACAUAGAGUUCGUCGACAACCAAGAUGCGUUGGAUCUGAUAGCCAUCAAGCAACUGAACAUCAUGGCGUUGAUCGACGAGGAGUCAAAGUUCCCCAAGGGAACCGAUCAAACGAUGCUGGCCAAGAUACACAAGACCCACGGGAGCCAUCGAAACUACCUGAAACCAAAGUCGGACAUCAACACGUCGUUCGGAUUGAAUCACUUUGCCGGGGUAGUGUUCUACGACACCAGAAGCUUCCUCGAGAAGAACCGUGACACUUUCAGCGCCGACUUGCUGCAGCUGAUCCACAUAUCGUCCAACAAGUUUCUUCAGGCUUGUUUCGCCGAGGACAUAGGCAUGGGCUCGGAGACGAGGAAACGCGCGCCCACGCUGUCCACGCAGUUCAAGAAGUCGUUGGACUGUCUGAUGAGAACGUUGUGCAGCUGUCAGCCCUUCUUCAUCAGAUGCAUCAAGCCAAACGAAUAUAAGAAACCGAUGAUGUUCGACCGUGGCCUCUGUUGUCGACAGCUACGAUACUCGGGCAUGAUGGAGACGAUACGAAUACGCAGAGCCGGUUACCCGAUCAGACAUUCCUUUCCAGAGUUCGUCGAGCGUUAUAGAUUUUUGAUCUCGGGCAUACCUCCGUCGCACAAGGUCGAUUGUCGCGCGGCCACCUCGAAAAUUUGUCACGUAGUGCUGGGUAGGUCCGACUAUCAGCUGGGUCACACCAAGGUCUUCCUCAAGGACGCCCACGACCUGUUCCUCGAGCAGGAACGGGACCGCGUGCUCACGCGAAAGAUUCUGAUACUGCAACGCAACAUACGAGGCUGGGUGUACAGACGACGGUUCCUCCGCAUGAGAACGGCUGCGACGGUGGUACAAAAGUAUUGGAGGGGUUACGCUCAGCGACAACGAUACAAACGCAUGCGUAUCGGUUACAUGCGGCUGCAGGCUUUGAUCAGGUCACGCGUGUUGUCGCACAGAUUUCGACACCUCAGGGGUCACAUCGUGGCGCUGCAGGCGCGCGCCAGGGGCUACUUGGUGCGCAAGAUGUUCCAGAAGAAGCUGUGGGCCAUCGUCAAGAUACAGGCUCACGUUCGACGAUUGAUCGCGCAGAGACGGUACAAGAAGAUCAAGUACGAGUAUCGGCUGCACGUCGAGGCUCUGAGGCUCCGGAAGAAGGAGGAGAGGGAACUGAAGGAUCAAGGGAACAAGAGGGCGAAGGAGAUCGCCGAGCAGAACUACAGGGAACGGAUGCAAGAAUUGGAGAGAAAGGAGAUAGAAAUGGAACUGGAGGAUCGACGGAGAAUGGAGAUCAAGAAGAAUUUGAUCAACGACGCGGCCAAGAAGCAGGACGAGCCUGUGGACGAUAGCAAGCUGGUCGAGGCUAUGUUCGAUUUCCUGCCGGACUCUAGCAGCGAGGCUCCAACGCCCGCCAGGGAAACGUCCGUCUUCAACGAUCUACCCGCCCCGAAAGCGGACCAACAGGAGAUCAUCAGUCCCAUGCAAACCGCCUCCGAGGACGAGGAAGAUCUGUCCGAGUUCAAGUUCCAGAAGUUCGCGGCGACCUAUUUCCAGGGCAAUAUCACCCACCAGUACUCGAGAAAGCCGUUGAAGCACCCGCUGUUGCCUCUGCACACGCAGGGCGAUCAGCUGGCGGCUCAGGCUCUCUGGAUCACUAUACUUCGUUUCACCGGCGACCUGCCCGAGCCCAGGUUCCACACGAUGGACAGGGACACCACGUCGGUGAUGUCCAAGGUGACGGCGACGCUGGGUCGAAACUUCAUACGGAGCAAAGAGUUCCAGGAGGCACAGAUGAUGGGCGUGGACCCGGAGGCGUUCCUCAGACAGAAGCCGCGGUCCAUCAGGCACAAGUUGGUCUCGUUGACCUUGAAACGCAAGAACAAGCUCGGCGAGGACGUCAGGCGGAAGCUGCAGGAGGACGAGUACACGGCGGACAGCUAUCAGUCGUGGCUGGAGGCGAGGCCCACGUCGAACCUCGAGAAGCUACACUUCAUCAUCGGUCACGGUAUACUGCGGGCGGAGCUCAGAGACGAGAUCUACUGUCAGAUCUGCAAACAGCUGACGAACAAUCCCUCCAAGUCGUCGCACGCCCGCGGAUGGAUCUUGUUGUCGCUGUGCGUGGGUUGCUUCGCUCCAUCGGAGAAGUUUGUCAAUUAUUUGCGCGCGUUCAUCAGAGAGGGUCCUCCGGGGUACGCACCGUACUGCGAGGAUCGGCUCAAGAGAACGUUCAACAACGGAACGCGCAACCAACCGCCCAGCUGGUUGGAGCUACAAGCUACCAAGUCGAAGAAGCCGAUCAUGCUGCCCAUCACCUUCAUGGACGGGAACACGAAGACCCUCCUCGCCGAUUCGGCCACCACCGCCAGAGAACUGUGCAACCAAUUGUCCGACAAAAUAUCUCUGCGCGAUCAGUUUGGAUUCUCGCUUUACAUAGCGUUGUUCGACAAAGUGUCGUCGCUGGGCAGCGGCGGGGACCACGUGAUGGACGCGAUCUCCCAGUGCGAGCAGUACGCGAAAGAACAGGGCGCCCAGGAACGUAACGCGCCGUGGAGGUUGUUCUUCCGUAAGGAGAUAUUCGCGCCGUGGCACGAGCCGACCGAGGACCAGGUCGCCACCAAUCUCAUCUACCAGCAGGUGGUCAGGGGCGUAAAGUUCGGAGAGUAUCGGUGCGACAAGGAGGAGGACUUGGCGAUGAUAGCAGCCCAACAAUACUAUAUAGAGUACCACGCGGACAUGAACGUCGACAGACUCUACACCCUCUUGCCCAAUUACAUUCCAGAUUAUUGUCUGACGGGUAUCGACAAGGCGAUAGACAGAUGGGGACAUCUCGUGCUACAAGCAUACAAAAAGAGCUACUAUUUGAAGGAAAAGGUACCUGCUCUCCGCGUCAAGGAGGACAUAGUGGGUUACGCCAAGUUCAAGUGGCCAUUGUUGUUUUCUCGCUUCUACGAAGCGUACAGGAAUUCCGGGCCGAAUUUGCCCAAGAACGACGUCAUCAUAGCUGUGAACUGGACCGGAGUGUACGUCGUGGACGAUCAGGAACAAGUGCUUCUGGAAUUGUCCUUUCCCGAAAUCACCACCGUAUCUAGUCAGAAAACGAACAAAAUAUUCACGCAGACGUUCAAUUUAUCGACGGUGCGAGGAGAAGAGUUCACGUUCCAAAGUCCUAACGCCGAAGACAUCCGCGACCUGGUGGUAUACUUUUUAGAGGGUCUGAAGAAGCGUAGCAAAUACGUGAUCGCGUUGCAAGAUUACAAAGCGCCGGGCGAGAGUUCGUCGUUUCUGUGCUUUCAAAAAGGUGACCUUAUUACGUUGGAGGAGGAGAGCACAGGCGAGACCGUCCUCAACUCGGGAUGGUGCAUCGGGACGUGCGAGAGAACCACCGAAAAGGGUGAUUUCCCAGCCGAGACGGUUUACGUUUUGCCUUCCCUGACCAAACCACCGAACGAUAUUUUGUCCUUGUUCAGCAUCGAAGGAACGGAAAACGGUCGCAAACUGUACCCGCAACAAGUGAACGGAGUAGAGCCACGCGACAAGCCACACACGCUUCUGGAAUACGCGAUCGAUCAUUUCCGAACACCGCCAAAGAGAACCAUGUCGAAAGCGUUGACUUUGACGACGGCGCGACGCGGACACACCGACGAAUUGUGGCAUCACUCCAGAGAUCCGAUAAAGCAGCCGCUUUUAAAGAAAUUAAUAUCGAAAGAAGAGCUAGCGGAGGAAGCGUGUUUCGCGUUCAAUGCCAUCUUGAAAUACAUGGGCGACCUACCGACGAAAAGACCGCGCGUCGGAAACGAGUACACGGACCUUAUAUUCGACGGUCCGCUGAAGAACGAGAUCUUACGGGACGAGAUCUAUUGUCAAAUAAUGAAACAACUGACCGACAAUCGAAAUAGAUUGAGCGAGGAGCGAGGCUGGGAAUUGAUGUGGCUAGCCACCGGUCUCUUCACCUGCAGCCAAAGUCUUUUAAAGGAAUUAACGUUGUUUUUGCGCACGAGGCGGCAUCCCAUAUCUCAGGACUCUUUACAAAGGCUGCAAAAAACUUUACGUAACGGACAACGGAAGUACCCGCCGCACCAAGUUGAAGUGGAAGCUAUACAACACAAAACGACGCAAAUAUUUCACAAAGUCUAUUUCCCAGACGACACGGACGAAGCGUUCGAAGUGGAUUCGUCCACGAGAGCGAAAGACUUUUGUCAAAACAUCGCGCAGAGACUAAAUUUACGAUCGGCGGAAGGGUUCAGUUUGUUCGUGAAGAUCGCCGACAAAGUCAUCUCGGUCCCGGAAGGCGACUUUUUCUUCGACUUUGUGCGACAUUUAACGGAUUGGAUCAGAAAAGCUCGACCGUCACGCGACGGUGUCUCGCCCCAAUUUACGUACCAAGUCUUUUUUAUGAAAAAGUUGUGGACCAACACCGUUCCCGGCAAAGAUAGAAACGCUGAUCUCAUUUUCCAUUUCCAUCAAGAGCUUCCCAAGUUGUUAAGGGGAUACCACAAAUGUACUAAAGAAGAAGCAUCGAGAUUGGCUGCGCUUGUGUACAGGGUUCGGUUUGGCGAGAGCAAGCAAGAACUCCAAGCGAUUCCGCAAAUGUUAAGAGAACUCAUACCGGGCGAUCUAGUGAAGGUACAAAGCUCCAACGAUUGGAAAAGAUCGAUAAUCGCAGCAUACAAUCAAGAUGCUGGAAUGAGCCCGGAAGAUGCAAAGAUAACGUUCUUGAAGAUCGUUUAUCGAUGGCCGACGUUCGGUUCGGCGUUUUUCGAAGUGAAACAAAGCACGGAACCAAAUUAUCCGGAACUGUUGUUAAUUGCGAUUAAUAAGCACGGUGUGAGCCUGAUACAUCCGCAAACGAAGGAUAUACUGGUGACGCAUCCUUUUACCAGAAUCUCAAAUUGGUCGUCGGGAAACACUUACUUCCACAUGACGAUCGGAAAUUUAGUACGAGGCUCGAAAUUAUUGUGCGAAACAUCGCUCGGAUACAAGAUGGACGACCUUUUAACGUCGUACAUAUCGUUGAUGCUCACCAAUAUGAAUAAACAACGUACGAUACGGAUAAAGUAAAUGCGACUUAUCGCGACGAAACAAACAUCGAUGGUUCGGUAAUCUUAAUUACAAAACCUUCAUCUUUUACUAUCUAUUGAAAUUAAUUUCGUACCGUUGCUAAAAAUUUCUACAAAUCCUUUGUGCAUCGCCAACAACGUUCUCCGAAACUCUUCGAAACAUUAAAAAGUAGCUUCGCAAUAACAAAUUCUAUCUAGCAAGUAAUAUUUUAUACAUGAACGUGUUCGCGUUAUAAAUUGUAUAACUUGUAUACAUAUUGUAUGUGUGUAUACGUUACUAACUAGAGAACGCGAUCGUCGCGUGAUCAUUUUCAUACUCAUCCGCUAAUUUAUAAUUUAAUUGUUACUAUAAUCAAGACGAUAAGGGGAACCGUGUGAUUCACGUGUACACAAAUAAUUAGCUGAAAAAAUUGUAUAUGAUUUAUUUACAAAUAAGAUUUUCAUAUAGUUUUGUAAAAUAUUAUUUUAAUAUACUAUAGGAGAUAUAAUUAAAGAAUUUCACGCUCAAACGUAUUCUCUGUCGCUUCGAGACAAAAGACAAAAUUGUGUGCAAUUUAAAACUAUGUACGAUCGAAAGAAUCCCAAGUCGACGAAAAUUCUUCCAACACUUGAGCACUGAGAAAUUUCUGUACGUAUGCGCACGUACGUACACGUUUCAAAAUUCUUUUCCGAUCUAACGAAUUACAAUGAUUAAUUCAUUGAUUAUCCGUCCAAUGAUACAUGUAAGGAUGUAAUUAUUAUUAUUAUUAUUAUUAUUAUUAUUAUUAUUAUUAUUAUUAAUUCGCAAUUUAUUACUGUGAAUAAAGAUAAUCGUGUUCUUCAGGUACUCGGUGCAAAUUUUAAUCGUGGGUAAAUUCCCAUGGAAUACAUAUACCGACAUUCCUCUUUUACAAUGGAUCUCUUCAGGAAGACAAUUCCCAAAGCGAUCCUAUCUCGCUUCCUGCUGUUGAUGAUUAUAUUCGAUGGUAUCUAGAAAAAAGCUUGUACCGAUUCGAUGAUGCCGAGAGAAGCCAAGAAACGAACCAUUUUCAUACUAUUGCACACUCGUGGCUUUGCACCUUCAUUUCGCUAAAUUUAAAUACCGUUUAAAGGCGAAACUUUAUUAUCGUUAGAGAGUAUAAUU